CUUUAGUAUCACUAACCUAUCGGGACACUACUCACCCUUUCCCCUGCCUCUUUGAACUCAGACCCUGGAAAUGGCACCUUAUCACCCUCCUCCCAAUACCAACGCCUAGUCUCCGCAGUUCUCAAGAGCUCCACCGGUGGCGGACACACCCCUGAUCCAGCGCUCUUCAACCCGCGCUGUUUCCCCGGUGAUUACAAUGAAUUUGGCCCCAGUGGGGCUGGAGGUGAUCCCGGGGGUCCACAGUAAACAAGCACCAACACUACAAGUCUCCGAGAUGCAGAACCUGAACACAGGGAUUAAAAGUUCCUAUGGCAGAUUGUAUGUGCAGGUCUGAGCGCUCAUACUAAGUUCAGACUCAAAUGUUCUGGUCCUUCAUGCUGGGGACUUGUAUAUUUGACCGGCUGACCGAGAACAUGCCAGACCCUUACCAGGAGGAGACUGGCGGGUGGAUUAGGCUUGAAAUGCUGGCAACAGAGACGUUGGAUCAGAAGUUCGUGGAUCAAUUCUUGGCCCUUUAGCCGGCGUAUGCUUGCCCUCCUGUCUGGUGUAGUUUUCCUUUCUCAUUUUUCGUCCGCCCUUCCCGUCCCCGUCGGAGUGAAUCUCGCUCGGCUUCCCUCCACUUGUUUGCUUGUUUCCUUCAUCGAGACUUAUGCGCUAGGUUCCUCUCCCUUCUUUUUCCCAAUUUAUUUUUUCUUCUUCCUUCCUCUUUAG
Molecule: messenger RNA, 711 nt
Organism: Tuber melanosporum (Perigord truffle)
Lineage: Eukaryota; Fungi; Ascomycota; Pezizomycetes; Pezizales; Tuberaceae
Exons: 1
Coding region: 526-711 (61 amino acids)
Source: RefSeq, a predicted model, not a curated record